Messenger RNA from Sungouiella intermedia, 879 nucleotides. The record is from the annotation of a GenBank genome assembly. Lineage: Eukaryota; Fungi; Ascomycota; Pichiomycetes; Serinales; Metschnikowiaceae.
AUGCUGGCAGAAAAGAAAUUCGAUGCCUCCCUCGAGCUCUUACGCCGUCUUGACCCGAGAGAAGUCACCAAAAAUGUUUCUGCAAUUUGCACAGUUCUCCAGAGCUCCAACGAUGAAGAAGGUCAAGAGUUAGCUCAAGACCUAUUGUCCUCUGUGGAUACUCCUUUGCAAGUAUCUGUUUGUGGCAAGACAAAGAAGCAAUUCUUAUGUUGUGACUACAAUAGAGACGGAGAUCUGUUCAGAUCGCCAUUUUCCAACGAAUACUACCCGGCUACUGGAGAUGACGAGUCUCCUUAUCCGUCGGCUACAUUGAGACAGCUAGAAGUCAAGGCCAACGAGAGUUUUGACAUCUACAGAGACUUGUACUAUGAGGGCAGUGGAUUGUCGUCUGUUUAUUUGUGGGAUACUGCCGAAGACGAAGGAGCCAACAGCUUGGAGGAGGGAUUUGCAGGAGUUGUUUUGUUCAAGAAGGAAACCGACGACAAGUCUGGUAAAUGGGACUCAAUCCACGUGUUUGAGAUCGUUCCCGAAAGUUCCACCAUGGCCACAUACAAGCUCACCACCUCCGUGAUCUUGGACUUGCAGAACUCUCAAUCUGGAGAAAGCUCCUUAUCCUUGGCAGGCAGUAUGACCAGACAGACGGAAACCACCCAGACAUUGAGUGUUGAGGGAGGAACACUUGAGGUUGCACAUUUGGUGAAUUUAGGUCAAUUGGUGGAGAAAGCCGAGUACAACAUCAGAAACUUGUUGCAGGACGUCUAUUUCGACAAGUUGAAGGAUAUCAUGUUGAAGGACUUGAGGUCUGUGGGAGACAUUUCUGAUAAGAAGGCUGAGGAUUCCAAACACUCUGACUUGAUUAAGGGCUUGCAGGGGCUCUAG